Messenger RNA from Oncorhynchus kisutch (coho salmon), 2543 nucleotides. RefSeq names its product oocyte zinc finger protein XlCOF6-like. The record is from RefSeq and is a predicted model, not a curated record. Gene Ontology annotation, cellular component: nucleus. The transcript has 3 exons. NCBI's taxonomy places the organism in Eukaryota, Metazoa, Chordata, Actinopteri, Salmoniformes, Salmonidae. Gene Ontology annotation, biological process: regulation of transcription by RNA polymerase II. The coding region runs from base 67 to 1815 and encodes 582 amino acids. Gene Ontology annotation, molecular function: DNA-binding transcription activator activity, RNA polymerase II-specific; RNA polymerase II cis-regulatory region sequence-specific DNA binding.
UAUACACCCGCCGUUAAACCAAAGAAGGAGUUGCGCGAGCUUAGAACAACAACAGCUGCCAGUUCAAUGUCAAGCGUCAAGCCUUCCAUGUCUGAACCCAAGUCCCCGGGUUCUUACUGUGGUGUUCCAGCCCAGAGAAGCUCACAGUGGGGUCCAGAGAUGGUCUUAGUGAAGCUGGAAGACUGCAGCCAACCACUGGAACUCAAUGUGAUAGUCAAAGAGGAGGAGGAGGAGAGAGGGAUUAAAGAGGAGGAGGAGGAUAGAGCAUUCAAAGAGGAGGAGGAGGAGAGAGAAGUCAAAGAAGAGGUAGAGAUUAAAGAGGAGGUGGAGGAGGAGAGAGCAUUCACAGAGGAGGAGGCAGAGGACAGAGCAUUCAAAGAGGAGGAGGCAGAGGAGAGAGCAUUCAAAGAGGAGGUGGAGGAGGAGAGAGCAUUCAAAGAGGAGGAGGCGGAGGAGAGCGCAUUCAAAGAGGAGGUGGAGGAGGAGAGAGCAUUCACAGAAGUGGAGAACAGGGAAGAGGAGGAAGAAGUAGAUGGGAACACUGACCCAGGAGAGAUCUCCAACCCAGGUUCAGACAGUGAGCCCAGUUCCACAGCAUCAGGAAACCAUAAACACAGACAGAGGAACUCAAGACAGAAACAUCACCACUGCAUGGACUGCUUCACUAGUUUCUAUGAUCCAGAGGAGUUGAGAAGACACACUUGUAGGCCCCAACCCUGCUCAGAUUGCAGAGGCAGCUUUAUUUGUCCAACUCACCUCAAAUCAAAACAGACUCAAAAAAGGAGGAAGGUGUACUCAUGUGGUCAAUGUGGGAAGAGAUUUCAAACACCAAGCAAACUCAAGACGCACGAGAGAACUCACACAGGAGAGAAGCCAUACCACUGCUCUGUUUGUGGGAAGGGUUUCAGUCAGUCGAACCAACUAAAGACACACCAGAGAACUCACACAGGACAGAAGCCAUACCACUGCUCUCAGUGUGGAAAGAGCUUCAGUUGGUUACACAGCCUGAAGACACACCAGAUAACUCACACAGGGGAGAAGCCUUACCAUUGCUCGCAGUGUGGAAAGCGUUUCAGUCUGGUAGGAAACCUAAAGAGACACCACCUAACCCACACACUAGAGAAGCCUUACCGAUGCUCUCAUUGUGGGAAGAGUUUCAGUCAGUUACACCAUCUAAAGACACACCAGUUAAUUCACACAGGAGAGAAACCAUAUCACUGCUCUCAAUGUGGGAAGAGUUUCAGUCAUCCAAAAGACUUAAAGUCGCACCAGAGAACUCACACAGGAGAGAAGCCAUUCCACUGCUCCCAAUGUGGAAAGAGUUUCAGCCAGUUAUCAACUCUGAAAAAACACCAGCUAACGCACACAGGAGAGAAGCCUUACCACUGCUCUCAAUGUGGGAAGCGUUUCACCAGGUUAUAUCAACUGAAAGCACACCAGAUAACGCACACAGAAGAGAAACCUUACCACUGCUCUCAAUGUGGUGAUAGUUUCACCAGUGCAUAUUUCCUAAAGAAACACCAGCUAAUUCACACGGGUGAAAAGCCAUUCCACUGCUCCCAGUGUGGGAAGAAUUUCAGUCAUUCAUCAACUUUGAAGACACAUCAGAUAACUCACUCAGGAGAGAAGCCUCACCACUGCUCUCAGUGUGGGAAGAGUUUUGGUCAUUCAUCAACUCUCAAGACACAUCAGAUAACUCACUCAGGAGAGAAGCCUCACCUCUGCUCUCAGUGUGGGAAGAGUUUCAGCCAGUCAUCAACUUUGAAGAAACAUCAGAGAACUCACUCAGGAGGAAAGCUGUGUCAUCAGAGCUGAAGACACUAGCUUAUUCACAUAGGGGAGAAGCCUAAACUCUGCUGUCAAUAUGGGGAUAGUUUCACCAGUUUAUAUUAAUAAAAUAUAACACCAACAAAUUAUGACUAACAAUAACUUACCUGGUUACUUAAAGGGGGUUAAAACUCGCAAAGGAGUGUGGAACAUGCUGUCUGUGUGGAAAGCUUCGGUCAGUCAUCAGAUUUGAAGACACAGCAUUUAACUCGCACAGUAGAGAAGCCUUACUGUGUUCGGGAGUUGUUUGAAUAUUGUUUAUUGAAAUGAAGCUGCUAUGUUCACAAUAAGCCAUUAUCAUCAUGUCACUUUUUCAGGAAUCAGCAAAAAGUCAGCACUGCAGAGAAAAGGCAGUUUUACAGAAACUGUAUGUAUUUUGUUGGUGCUUAAAACAGACAUGGCUUGUCAAUGUCAGUAUGUCCACUAUACAGCUGUCUUUUUGGGAAUGCAAUACUUUCUAUACCAGCAGACCUUCCGCAGCCACAACGGACAAUUCAGUGAAGUUGUAUUUGCCAUUGUGGAAUCCAUAGCUAAUAUCUGUCCAUAGAGAAUCCUCAGUAAUCAGACAUCAUAUAUUCUAGUUGGAUUUCUAUAAUCACAUUUUUUUAAGUUGAAAAAUGUAUAUAAUUUAGUCACAAAAAAUGUAUGCAAACAAAAACUUCUAAUUAGAGGAAUAUAACCAAAAAUGAAUAAACAUAUUGUAUUUAAUUUACUCA